AUGAAACUCGUCGCAUUAUUGUUCUUUGUUUUGAUUAGUUGCUCGACGUGUAAAGCCGAUUGGUUGAAUGAUGUUUUCGAUUGGCUGAACAACGCUGCACAAGAUUCCAGCGAUUGGGUACAAGACAAAGCGAUUCCGAGUGUCGAAAAUGCAGUCACCACUGCCCGAAACUGGUUAAAGAACCGCGAUGACGAUGCAAAAAAUUGGCUUGACAAGAACGUUUUUGAUUCGGAUUCGGAGAAUGGGGAAAAUUUCAAUCAAAACCCAAACAACAACUACGAAAACUCGAGAAAUCAACCCUACAAUCCUCAAUUCAAUGACGAUCUGAACAAUAAUGAAGAUCUGAACAACAAUGACUACUCAAAUCGAUAUAAUAAUCGAAGAAAG
Molecule: messenger RNA, 387 nt
Organism: Mesorhabditis belari
Lineage: Eukaryota; Metazoa; Nematoda; Chromadorea; Rhabditida; Rhabditidae
Source: the annotation of a GenBank genome assembly